Messenger RNA from Octopus bimaculoides (California two-spot octopus), 2840 nucleotides. RefSeq names its product protein mab-21-like 2. Lineage: Eukaryota; Metazoa; Mollusca; Cephalopoda; Octopoda; Octopodidae. The record is from RefSeq and is a predicted model, not a curated record.
UAUGUAUAUGUGUUUAUACAGUUAUAAGAGGUACACAUAGCUGUGAUUAUGUAUGCGUUUUUGUGUUGCGUUGCAUGUAUUGUUGUCUAAGCGGAUGCAUAUUUUGUUGUCUGGCGACAACUCGAAGAAUGGUCGGAAAGGCAUCGACAGAGAAUUACUAGGAGAAACAAAAACAAAAAACAAAAAAAAAAAAAACAAAUGCACAUACAUACAGAGAGGCGCGCGCAUACACGCACACAUACACACACACACACACACACACACACACAAUGCGUAUGUGAAAGCAUGCACGUGAAAUUUUGAGGGAAGAGAUAUAACAGUCAAAAAUUCAUGGCAAUUCUACCUUUCGAGUCGACCCUUUUCUUUCCUUUGUAUUCUCCCCCCUCACUAUUUCAUCUCUCUCUCUCUCUCUCUCUUUCAUUUCCCGUUUCCUCUUCUACAUUCUUUCUCACUCCCUGUCGUCGUCAACAUUAGGUUUCUCCUACUACGCAUAUCUUUCGGUCGGUGCCUGCUCAGCUAUCAUCAUCCCUCGCUGAUAGGUAUUAUACACAUAGCAAGCAUUGUUGUUAGCUGGGACUGCAAAGCAAGGUAGGCGUGUCAGUGUAGCCGUCUGGGUGCUACUAUUAGUGUUUGGUUCUGUCUGGUCUGGCAGUCAGUUAAGUCGGUUGGUCGGUGUUUGUUGUAUACUGCUACUUGGUCAGACUGAAAGAGAAGGCAAUCACCAAUCUAGCCAACAAUUUCCCUUCUAUGGACGAACGGUUCUUAAUUUGAAGAAGGAAAACUAAAAUAUUUUCACAUAAACACACACAAGUGCCACAUAACGGAAAAUAGAGUUUUAUCAUUAUUAUUCAAGAUUAAAAAAGGAGAAACACAAACUGUGGGACAAAUAAUUUCAUUUUAACGUCACUUGAAACGGAAAGUACCAUUCACAAGUAUUUAAACAAAAACAAUGAUAAAGCAAAACCCGAACAAUAACGGUUCUAGUGGUACUGAUAAGAAAUACCAGUCUCAUAUUGUGGAAAUAAUUACAUAAAUUACAUAUAUUACCUAAGGACGAAGCAAAAAAAAACAAAAAAAACAAAAAAAAAGAGAAAGGAGAAAAGAGAGAGAGAGGAGAAAAGAAAGAAAGAGAUAACAAACGAAGGUAAUGAAUGAACAAGUCAAAUUUUGUGUGAAAAUAAUUAAGAAUUGGAGCUGAUUUUGGCAUUGAAAGAAAAAUCAAACUGGAAGCGGACCAGCCCGCUUCACUCCUAUCUUUCUUUUUCAUAGAGGAAAAUCAAAAAUCUAAAUGCAGUAAUAAUAUUUCCCAUAUUGCCCUGCAUCAAAUUUGGUUUCCAUUGCGAAGCACUAAAAACGUUAAUUUAUACCAGUGAACUCAAGAACAUCGCCAAACAACUACUAUUACUACCGCCACCUCCAGUAACCACCAUUUAAAAUUACUACUGUAUUACUUCUACAGUAGUAAAACAACAUUACUCCAUUUCUAAAGGUAUUUGGUUUAAAAUUCCUAUAAGGUUAUCGUUGUGAUUUUGGCUUAGGCCACAGAAAAGCUGUCCUCAUGUUACUCGAAGGAUCAGAUAUGAUGGCUGCACAAUCAAAACUCCUUUUCCAGUUAAACAAGUAUUAUAAUGAACGUGUACAAACACGAAAGGCUAACAUUGCUAAGACGGUAAGAGAGGUGUGCAAAGUAGUACAGGACGUUCUGAAAGAGGUUGAAGUACAAGAGCCUCGCUUCAUAAGCUCCUUGAACGAAUCGAACACAGGUCGAUAUGAAGGUAUGGAAGUUAUAUCACCAACAGAAUAUGAAGUCGUUCUAUAUCUAAACCAAAUGGGCGUCUUUAAUUUUGUAGACGAUGGAACUAUACCUGGUUGUGCCGUGUUGAAAUUAAGUGACGGUCGUAAACGGUCCAUGUCACUCUGGGUCGAAUUCAUUACUGCUUCCGGAUACCUAUCAGCAAGGAAAAUACGUUCAAGGUUCCAAACACUGGUGGCGCAGGCAGUGGACAAGUGCAGUUACCGAGAGGUUGUGAAAAUGGUUGCCGAUACCACAGAGGUGAAGUUACGUAUCAAAGAAAGGUAUGUAGUGCAGAUAACACCGGCCUUUCGUUGCGGGGGCAUAUGGUCACGGAGCGCAGCACACUGGCCUGUCCCUCAUAUACCGUGGCCAAGCCCGAAUUUAAUAGCUGAAGUGAAAACCGAAGGAUUUGAUCUAUUAUCCAAGGAAAGUAUUUACAUGAAAGACAAACAAUCGGCAGCUGAGGGUGACGCGUGGGUGAUGUCGUUUAAAUACGCUGAAGACAGACUGUUGUGUGGUGGGUGCAGAAGAAAGUGCUUGAGUAUACUAAAAGCAAUGAGAGACCGACACUUGGAGCUACCCAGUCAGCCCAUCACAAAUUACCACAUGAAGACAUUACUGCUGUACGAGUGUGAAAAACACCCGAGAGAAGUGGAGUGGGACGAUACAUGUUUAGGGGACAGAAUUAACGGUAUUCUCCUGCAAUUGAUCUCGUGUCUACAAAAUCGGAGGUGUCCGCAUUAUUUUCUUCCAAACUUGGACCUUUUUAAAGGCAGAUCUCCAUCAGCAAUGGAUAGCGCUGCUAAACAAGUGUGGAGAAUUCUCAGGGAGUUGUUAACUAAUCCGAGAAGCUUGGAAAAACUCUAGAGGAAAAAAGCAUUAACACAUAAACAGAAAACAUACACACGCCACACAAAACAACUAAUAUUUAUGGUCACUUGUUUUCAUUUAACAACCUCUAAUGAUCAUCGUUAAUUACAUUCAUUUGAUACGAUGCUACUACUAUUAUUAUUAUUAAUAAUAAUUACAACAACUACAACUCUUA